ACUCCAUCCCGCCCGCGCCCCAGGAUGACCCGUGCGCUCCCGCCUUGGGCGCCCGCGGCGGUCUUCCUCCUGGCACAUCUCAUAGGAGCCGGGGGCGCCUUCGAGCAUCAGAUCAUCAACUUUAAUUUCGAGACCGUGCGGGUGACCUGGGAUGCCGGCCAGCCCUCGGGGACCAACCUGACUUUUCUCUACGGAUUUAGGAAGAGGAAUGAGACAGAAUGCUCCAACUACCUCCUUCAGAACGGACGCCGGUCGGGCUGCCUCCUGGCGGCCGACGGUGAUACGAUUCUCAACUUUUCUGUCUGGAAUGGGACCCAGUGCCUCAAGGACAGGAGCCUAUGGAUCGCCGAUUACUUGAAACCCAGCUCGCCGAGGGGUCUGCGUGUCCUGUGGCGUGAGGAAGCCGUGACGGUGACGUGUCCCGACCUGCCCUGGAAGGGCCUCCUGUACGAGGUUCAGUACAAGAGCUCCUUUGACGGGGAGUGGCAGCCAAAGGCAGAAAAGACCUGCAAUGUGACCAUCCAGGACUUGGAUGCUGAGAAAUGCUACUCCUUUCGAGCCAGAGUGACCACCACGGAGCCCGCCUAUCCAUCCCGCACAACCUCCCCCAGCGACUGGUCGGAGGUGAUCUACCAGCAGAGGGGGCAGCCACGAGAUUCGUGCCAGGAGGAAAGGGUUUUCUCCAAAUCCGUUUUGGUUUACGGCCUGGCCGCCCUCCUGCUCCUGCUCCUCCUCGUCCUGUGUGUGUGGAAACUCCAGAGGGUGAAAAGGCUGCUGAUGCCCAGUGUCCCGGACCCCAAGGCCACCUUCGCGGGGCUGUUCGAGUCCCACCACGGGAACUUCCAGGAGUGGAUUAAGGACACGCAGAACCUCACCCACUUGCAGAAGGUGGAGGACCGGGAGCCGGAGGAUGUGCUGAUGGAGGGUUUGGAAGUCCAGCCGCCCAAGGUUGAGGCCGAGAGUCCUGUGACGACGAUGGCGGGCCCCCCGGGCCUGCAGACGGUGGAGAAGGAGACCGCUGGGACGCCCAGCCAGCUCCCAGGCCGGCCCCCGCAAGCAGAAGAGGUGCUCGCCCUGGGUGGCUUCAGGUUUACGAUGAGUGACAACUCUUACGUGAUGCUCUGAGGGGGUGCGAAUUAAAAGCCAGCACCUCGUCUGUGUUGACGUGGAAAGACGGAGGGGACCUUGUUGGCGACUCAGAGCUCACCCCCAUGAAAGGGGCACCCCUCAGCAAUAAGGCCAACAUUUUGGGGGGGUUCACUAGAGACCCCCCACCCCCACCCGAUGGGGCCAACCAAUGGGUUUUCCCCCUCACAGGGGUCAGUGCUCAAGAGGUUGAAGGCGGAUUCGUUGAAGGUGGGAGAGGAUUGAUUGGAGUGUUCCUUUAAAAAUACACAUACAUUUUAUUGAUUUCAGAGAGGAAGGGAGAGGGAGGGAGAGAAACAUCAAUGAUGAGAGAGGAUCCAGGGUCGGCCGCCUCCUGCACGCCCCCUACAGGGGAUCGAGCCCGCAACCCGGCAUGUGCCCUUGACCGGGAAUCGAACCCUGACCUCCUGGUUCCUAGGUCGACGCUCACCACUGAGCCACAUGCACGGCUGAUGUUUUCACGUAAAUCGAACCAUUUUUUUCUCGGACCCUUUGUUACCAGGGGACCCUGUCACCAGCGAGGAUGGGGCCAUAUUAACCCCCAGAAGCUCUUGUUCUUGGUCCAGAUUCUCUCAGGAGAUAUUCUUCCUUGUCUGGGAGGGAUUUGAAUUCAUGAGGGCUCUCGGAGGUCACCCCCUAACACCCGCCCGCCCCCCAACCCCCAUGGAGAGUGUAUGUCAUGGUUUUAAAUUUUAUUAUUA
Myotis daubentonii (Daubenton's bat) is the source of this 1847-nucleotide messenger RNA. RefSeq names its product cytokine receptor-like factor 2. Gene Ontology annotation, biological process: cytokine-mediated signaling pathway. Gene Ontology annotation, cellular component: external side of plasma membrane. The record is from RefSeq and is a predicted model, not a curated record. Gene Ontology annotation, molecular function: cytokine receptor activity; protein binding. Lineage: Eukaryota; Metazoa; Chordata; Mammalia; Chiroptera; Vespertilionidae.